Messenger RNA from Penaeus chinensis, 1030 nucleotides. Its product is annotated as protein O-linked-mannose beta-1,2-N-acetylglucosaminyltransferase 1-like. Gene Ontology annotation, molecular function: beta-1,3-galactosyl-O-glycosyl-glycoprotein beta-1,3-N-acetylglucosaminyltransferase activity. The record is from RefSeq and is a predicted model, not a curated record. Lineage: Eukaryota; Metazoa; Arthropoda; Malacostraca; Decapoda; Penaeidae. Gene Ontology annotation, cellular component: Golgi membrane. The transcript is spliced from 6 exons. Gene Ontology annotation, biological process: protein O-linked glycosylation via N-acetylgalactosamine. Bases 153 to 917 code for a protein of 254 amino acids.
GAAAGCAAACCAUCCGUGAUUUUUUAUUAUUAUCACAGGCUUAAGUAAAUUCAUGCCGUUAUAGACUCUUCGGAAUAAAGAAUGAAUAAGGAAAACACAGAAAACAGAAAGAUAAGUAGAAUAUAAUCUUAUUGAGUAUUGUGUUUUGAAGAAUGGCCGUCGAAAAAUGGGCGUUUGGAAUUCAAAUCGUGUUUUUCUUACUGACUCACGCCCGCGCGAACAGGAAUGUGUAUUUGAGGCGGAAUUUUACAAUGGAAUGGAGGAAAAUUUCCGAGAUUCGAACACUUCAUCCAGUCAACGAGACAGCGUUGGAAAUUCUCGAAGCUAUGCAGGAGGAAACAUACAAGAUACAAAUGAUUGUGAACAAACGGCGAAUUGGCAUUUACCUGGACGACCAAUUGGUUUAUGAGAAAGUCGGGAUAGUCGGUUCAGCUGUAAGGACCCACUCCGGCAUGCACGUGGUGGUACUGCACCCUUCCCGCGGCCACGUGAUGCUCGCCAGGCAGUUCCUGACGCACCAGCCCGCUGAGGACAGGAACCUGGCGGCGUGCCUCGAGUCCCUCAUGCCGGGGAACAUCCUCAUUGUGGCGGCGGUGCCCGAUGCGGUCAUGUUCCUGGGCCCCGACGCCGUGGCCCGCCUGGAGGAGAUGGGCGCCUCCAGGAUCCGCUAUCUCGCCCGACACGAAGCCUGGGUCAUGGUGGCUCACACGCCCGUCCGCGCUCAAACGCCUCCACGCUACCACUAUCCUGUGCUUAAACCGAACGUAACUGUUCCAGCGAAGCCACUGGGAAGGGUGUGGGGAGAGAGCGUAUCUAUUCGAUUGCUGGAGAAGAUGGACGCUUCUGCCUUCGUCGACGUUGACGUCUUCGUCCCUAAAUUCUCAGGUAUGCGGUGGACCGGACCAUAUGAAUGGUAAUAUGGUGAAUAAAUUGAAGGUACACGUGAUACUGUAUGUACGAUUUCAGCUACGCAGUGUGACUGGCACCAGGACGAAAGCCUGAAGGAUCAGAAGGCGUUCUGUGAGCGCUA